Messenger RNA from Syngnathus typhle (broad-nosed pipefish), 679 nucleotides. Its product is annotated as hepcidin-like. Gene Ontology annotation, cellular component: extracellular region. Lineage: Eukaryota; Metazoa; Chordata; Actinopteri; Syngnathiformes; Syngnathidae. Gene Ontology annotation, biological process: defense response to bacterium; intracellular iron ion homeostasis. Bases 288 to 554 code for a protein of 88 amino acids. The record is from RefSeq and is a predicted model, not a curated record. The transcript is spliced from 5 exons.
AUCUAGAGUAGCUGGAGAAAGUCCACCAAGCGUGAAGAGAACAUAGAAAACGUCAGACAGGAGGGCUGGAGUCCUGAAUCAAAGGCCCAGCCUAUGUAGGAAUUGUGAGAUUGAUGUGCUCAGUGCUGGCUGCCACCAUACCACCCUUCUGAGAAACCUGAAAAAUCCCCUCUCUUGUUCCAAUCUCCAGUUGACGAGGGAGGCAUAGUCCAUUCAGGAAGCAGGAUUAUCUCAACAGAGUCAAAGAAACUGAACACAAUCGACAAACACCACAUACUCUCGAGACGAUGAAGACCUUCAGUUUGUCUGUUGCAGUGAUCAUCAUGCUUGCUUUCCUUCUGAUUCAGGAGGGUUGCACCAUCUCUACUGAUAAUGGGGAUCAUGACCAGCAUACCGAUGACGCAACCGCGGGAACUGCUGAUGAGAUACUGGCAGACCAAUGGAACGUGCCAGACAGCAACAGGCAGAAACGCCACAGUGGACCUUGCCGCUUUUGCUGUAAUUGCUGUGGUCGUAUGAAUUUCUGUGGCCUCUGCUGCGAAUGGAGAUUCUAGGAAUCAUCUACAUUGUUACAGCAAUCAAAAACUAUCUGCAUUUGGUGGUUGUGCAUGCUGAUAUGCUCAGCAAAGUGACCCUUAGGACAAAAAAACGCUUCAGAAAUGUGUCUUUUCUCAAUAAA